AUGGCAGGCCAGAAGGAUGAGUCGCACGCGACACAAUCGUCUUUGUGGACUAGGUCCCUUCUGGCUGGGGCAGCUGCCGGUCUCACCGUAGAUGUUUCUCUCUUCCCCCUCGAUACGAUCAAGACCAGACUUCAGCAAGCUCGCCAUCACGCACCCAGCUCUUCGGCAGGAGCCUCACUAAAUGCCGGUGCAAGUAGCUUACAGGUUCUUCGACAAACCUUUCGCGGAAUAUAUGCAGGCUUACCGUCUGUUCUUCUUGGUUCUGCUCCGUCGGCCGCGAGUUUCUUCGUCGUUUACGAUGGCGUGAAACGACAUUUCCUCCCUCCGAACACGUCUUCCUCGGCGCCAGUUCCAUGGCAGCAUACUUUUCUCACACAUUCGGUCGCGUCGUCUCUGGGUGAGAUUGCCGCUUGUGCUGUUCGCGUGCCCACAGAGGUCAUAAAACAGCGUGCUCAGGCAGGACUCUUUGGUGGUUCGACAUUAUUGGCACUUAAAGAUAUUCUCUCUUUACGCCAUGGCAGUGGAAGUCAGGGAGGACCAAUUCUCGUUAUCCGCGAGUUAUACCGGGGGACCUCAAUUACGAUCGCUCGAGAAAUCCCCUUUACUAUAUUACAGUUUACGAUGUGGGAAGGGAUGAAAGAUGCUUAUGCCACUUGGAAGAAGGAGAAUGACCCGACCGAGACGUCGACAACCAUUUCUGCAACGUCGAGUGCAUUCUUCGGGAGUAUUGCUGGAGCGAUAUCCGCCGGGUUGACUACUCCUCUUGAUGUCGUCAAAACACGAGUUAUGUUAGCCCGGCGUGGCGGAAACCCUGGAUCAAGCACAGAUAAAAUCAGAGUUAGAGACAUUGUCAAAGGAAUAUGGAGAGACGAGGGCGCCAGUGCAUUUUGGAGAGGCAUUGGACCUCGAGUCGCCUGGAUCGGAAUUGGAGGUGCUAUCUUCCUGGGUAGUUACCAGCGAGCUUGGAACCUGAUGGAGGGCCACCGCGCCAAAAAGGAGCUCGAAGCCGACCCAUUAUGA
Messenger RNA from Arthroderma uncinatum, 1020 nucleotides. Its product is annotated as WD repeat protein. The transcript has 2 exons. Gene Ontology annotation, molecular function: S-adenosyl-L-methionine transmembrane transporter activity. The record is from RefSeq and is a predicted model, not a curated record. Gene Ontology annotation, cellular component: mitochondrial inner membrane. NCBI's taxonomy places the organism in Eukaryota, Fungi, Ascomycota, Eurotiomycetes, Onygenales, Arthrodermataceae. The coding region runs from base 1 to 1020 and encodes 339 amino acids.